This is a messenger RNA of Selaginella moellendorffii, 2479 nucleotides long. RefSeq lists its product as uncharacterized. The transcript is spliced from 9 exons. The record is from RefSeq and is a predicted model, not a curated record. The coding region runs from base 38 to 2347 and encodes 769 amino acids. NCBI's taxonomy places the organism in Eukaryota, Viridiplantae, Streptophyta, Lycopodiopsida, Selaginellales, Selaginellaceae. Gene Ontology annotation, molecular function: protein binding.
UAGGGCUUUAGGCAAAACGCGAGCAAGAAGAGAUACGAUGUCUAGGCGCUCCAGGAAUGCUUCUGUGCCGGAUCCGGCAGCGUCUAGUGCCUCUGGCGGCGAUAUUUCGGAGGCGGAUCGAUCGAUUGCGGGCGAAUCUUCAUCCCGGGCGUCGGCAUCGGAGCUUGGCGGCUUGAUGAUGCAAAUGAUGCUCGACGACAGGCCAAGCCUCCGGAUGAGAAAUUUCUUUGUCUCGGCAUCCGAGAUUCUAAGCGAGGGUCCCCCAACAAUUCGCAAAAACAUGGGGAUUGAGCUCUCCAACCUUCCCGACGAUGAGGACGCCUCGACCAGUGGUAGUGCGCCUGCAUCCUGGGAGAGCCUUCCGGAGCUCAAGGAGGACUUGUAUCCCGGCAUCUCACCAGAGGCUCAAAAACGGCAACGACUCCAUAGCUUGAUCACGAGGGCCCCAAGGGCGAUAGCUUUUAAGCUUGAAGACAUGAACCGCCUGCGAAAGGAGCAACUCUCUACAUCGGCGCUGAGUGGGACUAUCGAGGGAUUCAAAUUGGGCGGAAGCAACGAUUUCAUCCUCUAUCUAUCCGGGCCGAUCGAAGUUCGUCUCCUGUUUGUAGCUCGAAGCGACUCUUCCCUGGAGGAACUGGACGCACUAUAUCCCAAGGGAGCAUCGGUAACCGUGAAAAAGCACUUUCGGCUGGAGGGACGCUGCGUUGUUGAUAAUCCAGGAAGCGUAGAGAUCACGUCCUGCUUCCCGACGACCAUGGAACUCUGCCAGAGAACAUCAAGCGAGCUUCGCAGCUUGGGUAACGAGCACUUUCUCAGGAAGGAAUGCCUGGCGGCUGUGGAGCUCUACAACCUGAGCAUUUCGAAGGCUGACAACGAGAGGGACAAGCUUCUGGCUCUCGCAAACGCUGCCGAGUGCUACCUUGAGCUCGAGAACUUCUUCCUUGCCCUUCAGAACGCGGAGAAGGCUCUGGCGCUCGCGGAUGCCACGGAGAACGUCCCCACCUUGGUGAAGUUGCUGACGAGGAAGGGGCGAGCUCUCCACGGAAUGCUCCAGUACAAAGACGCAGUGCAGGCUUACAAGCUAGCUCUCUCGCGCUGCAGCAACGGUGAGGCGUAUAACGAUCAACGGGCUCACCUCAUCAAGCUCAUGGACAAGAGCGAAGAACGCGACAUCUCCGACGACCUCCACCGCUACCUGAGCCGAGGCUGCAAGAGCGACGAUGCUCCACCUUUCCUAGACUUUGUCGGCCCAGUGGAGCUUGCUCCCCGCGAAGAAGGUGGCAUCGGCCUGUUCGCCACCGAGGACAUCAAGCCUGGGAAAAUCGUCCUUCUGAGCAAUGCACUGGGCUACGUCCGUGACAUGUACGCCGAGCAUGCCGCCGUCGACGUCUACGUCAAGCUCUUGCGAGCCGCCCUGACCUCUCGAAGAAGUUGGUUGCAGCUCCAUUACCUUUGGAGCCAGAUUUUCGACGAGGAUAACGCCAGGAUCCCACCAAUGCAAGUCUUCAAGCCAAACUCCGACAUUGACUGGACAAAGAAGCGUAACGUGGAGACGGACAAGAUCAGGCAGAUACUCGAGCACAACUUCAAGCUGGGCUUCCUGGGGGGCGUGUGGACGCUGCCGGGAUUCAUCGCACACAGCUGCCGGGGGAACUUAUGCGUGGUGCAAGUUGGACCCGCCAAGAUCUUCCGGGCUAAUGCGAAAAUCCCCAAGGGAGAGGAGCUCACGUACUCCUAUGCUCCUUCACUUGAGAUGCUCCCCGUGGCCCUCCGCCAAGAGUUUCUCAACUGGUGCCGGUGCUGGCGCUGCACGACCGAGAUGCUCUACCGGCGAUGCGGCGGUCCCUACGAGAGCCUGUGCCUUCGCUACCUCAAGCAUCUCAGGGAGUACAGGAGAGUCACCGAAGUGAACCCGAAGAACAGGCGGCAGUUCAUGGUGGAGCAAGAGCUCGUCCAGGUCGCGAUAGACUCGGAGGAGAUCCUCAAGCACAUGACCAACAGCAAGCUGAACAAGACGGUCCUACGCAUAUCCUUCGCUCCAGCGUACCUCCUCUACUUCCUCUACCAGGAUUCCGCCCACCCGAAAGUCGCUGACGAGUUCUGCAACGAUUUCAUGCACGCUACCGCGACGAACCUCGAGAGCUUGGAGACGCUCACGGCAGGCUUCCUUCCCACGGCGUUCUACCCGACGAUGACGAAGGAGGAGGAGAAGUGGAAGACCGUGGCGGAUAUGGCCAUCGACUUCUGCUUCAUCAUGCGCUAUGGAGCGUCGAUGACGAAGAGCGUGACACUCAAAUUCCUGAAGUGGUUGCAGAGCGAUGAGCCGGACAAAGCCAGGCGUGCCUGAGAAAAAAUAUCGCACGAAACUUUGGACGGUGGUUUCACAAUGACAAGAUGGCUUCGCUGAAAUCUCUGUGCCCCGGUGUUUGGGUUUUAGAAGUUUUAGAGCGAGAGGAGGUAUUAAUCCGGUGUCGGUUCC